Molecule: messenger RNA, 648 nt
Organism: Formica exsecta
Lineage: Eukaryota; Metazoa; Arthropoda; Insecta; Hymenoptera; Formicidae
Product: matrix metalloproteinase-2-like
Exons: 1
Coding region: 1-648 (215 amino acids)
Source: RefSeq, a predicted model, not a curated record
AUGAAUCACCGAUUAUAUAUAGCUAAUCGCCGUAAUGUGUGGUCAAUCGACACAAUCGAGAAACGAUACGGUAGGCCCAUGACGCUCACGGAUUACGCGGCGUUUCUCCCAGAGAAUUUCACGCGCCUAUCCGCCGCGUAUCGAAGACCCUCGGGCGAUCUCGCGCUAUUCGCGGACGAUUCGAUCUACCUCGCGGAAUAUCCCGGUCUUAAGCUAAAAUCGGGUUGGCCGAGAUAUCUCCACGAUAUCGGACUUCCUCGAAAUGUUAAGAUUAACGCUGCGAUAAACACGCACACGGGACGAACCUACGCGAUCUACGACGACGACAAGGUAGCGGAGAUUGACGAGUGCCGCAUGAUAGUCAUUAGAAACGCUCCAUUAAAAGAUAUAUUUCCCGGAAUACCACCCGCGAUAACGUCAGCCUUUCGAUAUAUCGACGGCAAUCUAUAUUUUUUCGCCAAACGUCAAUUUUACGCCUUUAACGAAUUUACGAAUAUCGUAACUUCGGUGAGUCCUUUCGAUCUACACGCGUUCGGUAUCGAGUAUCCUACGGAUGGGCUGCUAAGACAAUUGCGCGAUUUCCUAAGUCGCGUUUAUCGUCUCAGCGACGCGACCGAGAGAGAGAGAAUCGACGAGGAGGACGACUAG